Molecule: messenger RNA, 1748 nt
Organism: Penicillium samsonianum
Lineage: Eukaryota; Fungi; Ascomycota; Eurotiomycetes; Eurotiales; Aspergillaceae
Product: putative succinate:fumarate antiporter (Acr1)
Exons: 4
Coding region: 378-1340 (320 amino acids)
Biological process (GO): fumarate transport; transmembrane transport; succinate transport
Source: RefSeq, a predicted model, not a curated record
GUUCGUCCAGCUUCCUCCGCUUCCCCGUCAUAGCUCCCCACAAAGUCUGGCACACUGCCGCCACUCCGCCUCGUGAAUCAUAUACCCUUGGAACUUCGGUUCUCUUUUUUAUUUUUUGAAGGAUUAAAGAUCUUUGGAAUUGAUCUCUUGAUUUUCCUCAGACCCUCCAGAUAUACCAUCUUUACCAAUUGCAGGUUGUUUCUGCUUAUUCUCCGGGAUUGUAUACUUCCGCUUCUCCGCAAUUUCGGCUUUCCCUUGCGACAAUCGGAAGAUCUGCGUAACUCGAUUUCCGAGACGGCCAAUUGAAGAAUUUCUGUGAAAUCUUCGUGAACAAAAGUGCACAUUCUCUGCAUAUAUAUCAACACAAAUUGAAAACAAUGUCCGCCAAAACUGCCAAUCAGCGCACAUCGCCCGCGGUCAACUUGAUCGCUGGUGGUGGUGCCGGUAUGAUGGAGGCCCUCGUGUGCCAUCCGCUAGACACAAUCAAGGUCCGCAUGCAGCUUUCAAGGAGAGCCACAGCACCUGGGGCUAAGCCACGCGGGUUCGUGGCCACCGGUGCUCAAAUCGUGCAAAGGGAGACCGCUCUGGGUCUGUACAAGGGUCUUGGUGCCGUGCUGGGUGGUAUCAUCCCGAAGAUGGCCAUUCGAUUCACCUCAUACGAGUCAUAUAAGGGCAUGCUGGCCGAUAAGCAGACAGGCGCCGUGACUAGCAAAGCCACUUUCCUGGCUGGUCUCGCUGCCGGUGUUACCGAAGCCGUAGCCAUCGUCAACCCCAUGGAAGUCAUCAAAAUUCGUCUGCAGGCUCAGCACCACAGUCUGGCUGACCCCCUGGAUACCCCGAAGUACCGCAGCGCCCCACACGCGCUUUUCACCGUGAUCAAGGAAGAAGGCUUCAGCGUCCUGUACCGCGGUGUCUCUCUGACAGCCCUCCGACAAGGAACCAACCAGGCCGCCAACUUCACCGCAUACACGGAACUGAAGGCUGCCCUGCAGCGUUGGCAACCCGACUACAGCAACAGCCAGCUGCCCGCUUACCAGACCACCAUGAUUGGUCUGAUCUCCGGUGCUGUCGGCCCCUUCUCGAACGCUCCCAUCGACACCAUCAAGACCCGCCUCCAGAAGACCCGUGCUGAGCCCGGUCAAUCCGCUGUCUCCCGUAUCAUGGUGAUUGCCAAGGAUAUGUUCAAGACGGAGGGUACUCGCGCUUUCUACAAGGGUAUCACCCCCCGUGUGAUGCGUGUUGCUCCUGGCCAGGCUGUCACUUUCACCGUGUAUGAGUUCCUCAAGGGUAAACUGGAGGGCUCUAACUGGGCUUUCGUUGGUGGCAAGUUCGAGGAGUAAAUGUGCCAAAAUUUCUUGUUUUUUUGGAAGCAUUGUGAUACCUGAUCUGGCAUGGUGGGAGUUGCAUUCCCUCUGUUUCGCGCAUUGGACUGUCUCGGACAGAGCUAUUCAAUUGCAAGCCGGUUGAAACGGCUCUUUUUUUUGUAAAUAUUUUGUGCUUUGCGUUAGUUCUUUUCUAUACCACUUUGUCUGGUGCGCUUUGUCUGGUGCAUCUUGAGCUGAAAUAGAGAAUGUUCAAAAAACUCUUGAAGACUCGUUCGCUAGUGUAGUAGUUGGAUGUUUAGGGUCUGUCCGUCAAUGACCCGGUGGUUGUAGAUACACCAAGUCAGCGAUGCUUGUGUAAUGAUCACACAAGAACAUAUUCCUACCGAGUUAGGAUAAUGAUGAAUUGUUUCUUUUUCUGUGAUA